Molecule: messenger RNA, 2751 nt
Organism: Trichoderma virens Gv29-8
Lineage: Eukaryota; Fungi; Ascomycota; Sordariomycetes; Hypocreales; Hypocreaceae
Exons: 4
Coding region: 1-2751 (916 amino acids)
Biological process (GO): regulation of DNA-templated transcription
Molecular function (GO): DNA binding
Source: RefSeq, a predicted model, not a curated record
AUGGCAAAACUCCGAUUGGAGGUGCCUCUGCACGCCAUCGACAGGACGCCCGAGUAUGAGGACUUCAUGAACAAGCUGAGAGACUACCAUGCAAAGCGAGGCACAACUCUGGACCCGGAGCCCAAGGUUGGCAUGAUCCACUUGGAUCUGUUCAAGGUCUUCAACCACAUUGUCGCCAGCGGUGGAUAUGAUAAGGUGUCGGAAGAGAAGUUAGCGUGGCGGCGCAUGGCAGCUGAGCUUGGCCUUCAUUCAAAUAACGAAGCAUCGACGGCCUUUGCUCUUAAGGAAAAGUUCUACAAGAACCUUGCCGCAUACGAAAUUAGCACAAUCCAUGGCAAGGAGCCGCCGCCCAAAGACAUCUUGGAGGACGUCACGGCCAAAGGCGCAAGUCUGUUGACGCGAACAAGGGAAAACUUUCGUGGCAAGCGAGAAAGCAACGUCGGAGCUACAGAUAGCGCUGCGUCUGGCGAUGACGGCACUCCAACCCAGGAACGACCAGCACCAGACCCUGCCGCAAGCGCUCGAGCUUCCCGCGGCCUUCGUGAGGCACCCCCUCAACGAGUCAUCUUCCAGCCCGAUACUGGCCCAGCCCGAGCCACGAGGCAGGCCUCCAACCAGCAGGCAGGCAACUCGGCCUCGCCAGCGGUAAACCACGGACAGCAGUCUGCAGCUCAUCACCAAGCCACCCAUCCGAUGCCACUGAUGGCAAUCCAUAACAACUCACGUGGGCCGUCGAUCCUACACCACCCCCCCAACUCCGAAAACACAUCACACCUGGUCACUUCUUACCAACCGAAGCCUAUGAAGCCACUCCAGCUGCGUCCAGUGGCAACCCCAAGCAACACGCCGAGCGAGUUCUUCAAAGCCAAACUGCCGCAUCGCUUUGCGCUUGAUCCCGCCAAUAGACAGCCUAUGCAGCCUGGUACUUUUGCACUCAAUCAUUUGGUAAAAAUUUCCUUUGAGCGAGGUGACAAGUACAAAUUCGACUCUUUCCCAGGAUUGGCCGAAGGCCUCGUGGAGAAGGCAUUGCAGAUCGGCAAUCUCUUCUAUCACGUCAAUUGGACAGUGUCCUGGGACUCUUUCACGGAAUCAAACGAUAUUGGUGUCCUGGAUGGUAACUACGGCACCCAAGAUAUCCUAGAACGAAUUCAAAAUUUGAUCGAGCGAGAGAUACCAGACGUCAUCCAAACCGAAAAGUUUGCCGACGAAAUGGUUCUGACAACCGAGGCCAUUCUUACCAUUCGAAACAUGGUGACACUGCCUGAAAACGCACAAAACAUGUCCGACUUCUACCCUGUCAAGGACCUGAUAUGCAUUCUUUUGCAUCUACCGGCAAGAGACUCACUUACCGAGGUGAAGCAUCUUGCUCUAGAUAUUGCGGAGCAGCUGACACCUUUUAUGGCUCUGGAAUCCGACGACCCCCUAUACAAGACACUCUUGGCCCAGUUGGCAUCGGAAGACAGAGGAACUAUCCUGACAGCACUUCGUGCCCUAGGUCGCAUUUCCGUGAACCUGGAAGCGACAAACAAGCUGGGCCAUGUGCCAGGCACAACACUUCAGCGGAUUGUAAACUGGCUGCUGCUGAACGAUGACGAGCUCAUUGAUGCUUGCCUCGACUUUCUAUACCAGUACACGGCUGUUGUGCCUAAUCUUGAUAACUUGGUACGGUCCAUUGUCCCUGACAAUUUGGUCCAGCAGCUUGUUCGCCUAUUAGCACACGGUGCUCGCAAAUACACCAGGGAGUACACAGUUGUACCAGAACAGAGAUUGCCAGCAAAGGAUGAAAUCGCACCAAUGCCCAAUGACCUGCUCCAGGAAAUGCUGAAGCUAGAAGAACCCGACCGAGUUCACCAAUGGGUCAAGUGCUUCUUUGAGGAAGACAACCGAUCCUUCAUCACCCAGCUUGCUGCAUGGCAAGCCUACCAGUCGGCAUUUGCCACCCCCUUAAAGGCCAUCAAUCAGCCUAUGAUUACACCAGCAGACUUUAUUAGAAGCAGUACCUCUGUCUACAAGGACUCUAAUGCCCAAGUGCUUCGAGAGCCUGGUGAUCCUCAGCAAAAGUUCAUCAUCCAUGGCAUUCGCGCGCGGCCACGGCCUCUCGCCUUUGACGGCACUGAAUAUGGCCGCUGCUUGUGGGCCAUGAACCCGGACAAGAGGAACGAAAAGUGCGGCCACUUUUAUCUCAAGCAAGAGGAGAUGUGGAAUCAUAUCCUGACGUCGCAUCUGAAUGAGCAGAGAGGCGAAAAUGGACAGUUCCCCAAUAUCGAGAAGGAGUACCGGUGCACCUGGGCCGAGUGCGCAAAGUACGAGAUCCCGACAAAGAUGCAUCUGCAGACUUUCGCCCAGCACAUUUCUACGCACAUCUCAACCAUGAUUCCGAGCCCCGGUUCGUUUAACAGGCGUCCGCGACACCCGUGGGUCAUUCCGGCAAAGACUAUGAGUAUUGUGCUGGAAGAGACACCCACGUUUCGUGAUGAGCGGAUGCCCGAAGCGCCUCCCCAAGCUGGUGGCAUCCCGUUGAGUGCCGUGUUGGUGCUGCGCAAUAUUGCUCGCAACGUGGUCAAGACGGAGGCUGAAGAAGAGCUCCUCAAGGAACAAUCGAGGAGUUCUGAAAGGGGAGGAUGGAAUGAGAAGCUCUUCCGGCCUCAUUUGACGCAAUUGCAUGGCAUCUUGGCGGAGAAUCUUGCUAUGAGCCCAUAUAUCGCGUCGUUACUGGAGCUAAUCAUCCCAGCGCCGGAUGACCGUGAUUAA